AUGGCUGUAAAAAAAGUAGGAAAGAUUAUAAAAAAGAGAACCAAAAAAUUUACCCGAUUUCAGUCAAACAGGUUUAUGUGUGUCAAGCCUGCAUGGAGAAAACCAAGAGGUAUUGAUUGCCGUGUCAGGAGAAGAUAUAAAGGAACAAAUCUUAUGCCAAGUAUUGGGUAUGGUAGUAAUAAUAAAACAAAAUACUUACUGCCUAAUAAUAAAUAUAAAUAUAUAGUAAAAAAUGUUAAAGAAUUAGAACCAUUAAUUAUGAACAAUACCAAAUACUGUGUGCAAAUUGCUCAUAAUGUUUCAAGUAAAAAGAGAAAGGAAAUAAUUCAGAGAGCCAAACAAAUGAACGUUUCGGUUAUUAAUGCAAACGCAAGAUUGCAAAAAAUGGAAGAGUAA
This is a messenger RNA of Plasmodium malariae, 396 nucleotides long. It is a transcript of the gene RPL32, whose product is annotated as 60S ribosomal protein L32, putative. Gene Ontology annotation, cellular component: cytosolic large ribosomal subunit; ribosome. Gene Ontology annotation, molecular function: structural constituent of ribosome. The record is from RefSeq and is a predicted model, not a curated record. Lineage: Eukaryota; Apicomplexa; Aconoidasida; Haemosporida; Plasmodiidae. The transcript is spliced from 2 exons. The coding region runs from base 1 to 396 and encodes 131 amino acids. Gene Ontology annotation, biological process: translation.